UCUUGCUUGUGUGAUGCGAACCAGUUGUACUUAAAAAUGCAGUUGAAUGUGCUUUAUGUUUUGUUCAUUGGAUACUUUGUCCGGAUAUCCGAUUGUGGUGCACACGACAAUGUCCACAUAAAAAUCCACGUGCCGGAAUUCCAAUCCGGCGGUGAGAUCGACGACUUUGAUCAUUUCGGCUCGAAAAAGAAACACGUCGUGAUCCACAAACACGAACACAGCCACCAUCACAAACACGACCACGGCCACAAACACGGACACAAACACGAGGGGAAACACCAUCACGACCACAAGGCGCACCACGACCACAAACAUUCGAGUAAACAUGAACACAAACAUGGGCACAAUCACGCUCACAAGCACGAGGGUAAGCACGAACAUAAGCACGAAGGAAAACACGAACACAAGCACGAAGCGAAGCACGGUCACAAGCACAACCACCAUCACAAACAGGAAGGUCAUCACAAGCACGAGCACAAACACCAUGGAGAGAACAAGCACCAGCACAGUCACAAACAUACCAAGGGACACGGACAUCAUCACUCAGAUUCGUACAUUUCCGCCCCGUACAUCGUCGAUCACGACUCCGGAUACAUUGGAGAGUUCGGCGACGAUUCCGGGUACUCGCAAGAAUACAGUUCGCCGUACAAACGAGACGAAGAUUACGAUCAUGACAAUUUGGAAAAUUACGACGACGACAGUCCGGACUUUUUCAGCCAGUUGCGAGGUCACAGUCAGGGCGGUCAUUAUGCCAGUGACAGGACCUCCGAUCCAUUUUCCGGAGUACACUUGUCGAAAACUUCCGAGUCGUCGCCGUUGUUUUCGUUCCGAAAGCAUGUAAAAAUCUACGUCCCAACAUUGAUCCACAAACAUGAGCACACCAAAGUAAUUUAUAAAAAACCUCAUGUGGAAGAUCACGGCAAAAAACAUAUAGUAAUUCAUAAACACGAACACAAACAUCACCACAAACACGGGCACGGACAUAACCACGAUCAUAAACAUGGACACGGUCACAAACAUGACCAUAAACACAAGCAUGGUCACAAGCACAAUCAUAAACACAAGCAUGGUCAUAAACACGAUCAUAAACAAAAACAUGGUCACAAACACGAUCACAAACACAAACAUGGUCAUAAACACAACCAUAAGCACAAUCAUAAACAUCAUAAACAUCAAACGCCACAUAAAGAUCACAGCUGGGAAUACAACGAAAAUAAUGAGGACUACAAAAAUGGAGAUAAAGCAAAAACGUCGAUUAGUGGAGCUCAUUAUAAGGAGGAGAGUUUUGAGAAUCCCUAUCCUAAGUCUAUUUUGGUUCACAGCAGUUACAAGGUAAAGGAAAGUGAUCCGUAUGACGAGAAAGUUUAUAAUUAUCAGUACAAUUACCCUCCGGUUAAUCCUGUGCAAAAGUUAAUCGAGCACCAUUUGAAAGAUGCCGGAGGAAGUGAAUUUCAUGAUGAUGUAAAGGAUUAUUACAAUCAAGAUGUUGGGGAUGAUAUAGUCGAAAAGGGUAAUGAUGAAGUUGAUGACGAUGAUAAUGAAAAGGAUCAUCAAGAUAUUGAAGAAUACGACGACGAGGAAGAAUAG
Molecule: messenger RNA, 1587 nt
Organism: Aethina tumida (small hive beetle)
Lineage: Eukaryota; Metazoa; Arthropoda; Insecta; Coleoptera; Nitidulidae
Product: histidine-rich glycoprotein-like
Exons: 3
Coding region: 37-1587 (516 amino acids)
Source: RefSeq, a predicted model, not a curated record